AUGAUGAAAAAAUAUGAGAUGAGUGAUCUUGGCUUGUUGCAUCAUUUUCUUGGUAUUGAGGUUUACCAAGAUGAAUAUGGAGUUUUUAUUUGUCAAAAGAGAUAUGCCGAAAAUAUUUUAAAAAAGUUUGGCAUGUAUGACUGCAAACCUAUUGAUAUUCCUUUAUUGGUGAAUGAAAAAUUAAAGAAGGAAGAUGGUGGAAGAUUAGUAGAUGCAAGCGUGUAUAGAAGUUUGGUUGGAAGUUUGUUUUAUCUUACAACCUCAAGGCUCGAUUUAAUGUGUGCUGCUAGUUUACUCCCAAGAUUCAUGAGUAAACCAAGUCAUUUACAUCUCGGGGCAGCAAAAAGAGUUCUAAGGUAUGUCAUGGGAACCAUGGAGCAUGGAAUCAGAUUCGAGAAGAAUUCUAAACUUGAAGCUAAAGGCUAUUAUGAUAGUGAUUGUGCCGGAAGUAUUGAUGAUAUGAAGAGCACUUCAGUUUAUGUAUUCAACCUUGGUUCAGGUGUGAUCUCUUGGUGCUCAAAGAAGCAAGAUACUGUGGCACAAUCUUCAACUGAAGCUGACUAUUUAGCAGCUGGUUUGGCUACACAACAAUCACUUUGGUUGAGAAGAAUAUUAGAAGAUAUUGGAGAGAAACAAGAGGAAAGUCUACAUCUUCAUUGUGACAAUAAAUCAGCUAUUGCCAUGGCAAAGAAUCCUGUUUACCAGACACAUUAA
Molecule: messenger RNA, 714 nt
Organism: Lathyrus oleraceus (garden pea)
Lineage: Eukaryota; Viridiplantae; Streptophyta; Magnoliopsida; Fabales; Fabaceae
Product: secreted RxLR effector protein 161-like
Exons: 1
Coding region: 1-714 (237 amino acids)
Source: RefSeq, a predicted model, not a curated record